This is a messenger RNA of Purpureocillium lilacinum, 1098 nucleotides long. RefSeq lists its product as uncharacterized. Lineage: Eukaryota; Fungi; Ascomycota; Sordariomycetes; Hypocreales; Ophiocordycipitaceae. The record is from RefSeq and is a predicted model, not a curated record.
AUGGCGCCCGCAAACUCCAAAGCCAACUACAAGACCUACGAGGCCCAGGCCCGUAUGGUCCGCGCCAUCGUGGCCGCCCACCCGGACGUCAAGUGGAACUACAAGGAAAUCGUCGCAUGUUAUGGCUCGGACAUGACAGACUUUGCACUCAACCACCGUUUCCGCCGCUAUCGCGCCCAGUCCGUCAUCAUCCGCGAGGCGCGCAAGCAGGGCUUCGACAUGAAGAACAUGGGGCUGCCCGAUGACCUUCCCGACGCCCAGGAACGCGUGGACAAGACCAACAUUGCCAAGUACUUUGGCCAGUCGACCGCCGACGGCAUGCAGUUCCAGUUCCGCGGCAUCAAGAAGGACGCCGAGACGCUCCGCCAGACCGUCGCGGCGAACGGCGACGCCGCCAGCUGCCUCAACCUCAGCACCAUGCCCUCCUCCUCGGCCGCCACCACCCCGUCCCGGUCCGCCUUCACCACGCCCACCUCGUCGCGCCGCUCCGGCACGGGCACCGCCCGCAAGCGCCGCAUCGAUCUCAAGCAGGAGUCGAGCGACGACGAGGGCACGGCCGCCGAGGACAGCAACUACAGCGAGCGCGACCAGACGCCCUCGAAGCGCACCAAGACCGUCUCCUCCUCCGCCAUGAUGGCCGCCAACGCCAACACCAUGGCCACCGCCGCCGGAGGAGGACUCGGCGUCACGGGCCAGAAGAACGUGACGCCCCGCCGAGCUGCGCAAAAGGCCAACGUUACGAUCGCCAGCGUCGCGGCGCAGCUCCAAGACAGCGAGUCGCCCACCCCGAUCGAGCGCACCAGCUACCACCACCACACUCCCGUCCAGCCUGCCGCUCCGUCGGUCGAGCGCAAGUCCAUGUUCGGCCCCUUUGGCACCGGCAACGGCGCCGGCAAUCCUGGCAACGCGACCGCCAUGGGCCACAGCGCUGCUCCCGCUUACACUGGCGGCGGCGGAGGCGGCGCUCCUGCUCUCCCGGCGGCCUUUUCUCGCAACGGCUCGGACGUGUGCAUGACCUCGAUGGCCCGCCCCGGCGGCAGCUUCACCUACCCUGCCAUGCCCUAUAUUAACGACGACUUCGAGGACGGCGAGUACUAA